Messenger RNA from Schistosoma spindalis, 1233 nucleotides. Lineage: Eukaryota; Metazoa; Platyhelminthes; Trematoda; Strigeidida; Schistosomatidae. The record is from the annotation of a GenBank genome assembly.
AUGCCACCGAAGAAAGAUAAAAGCAAGAACUCCGUCAAAAAGCCGAAAAAGGUCGAGAACUUAACACCAAAAGAAGCUAUUCUUGAUUACCAAAUAGGUAACCUUCGGGAAUCGCUUUCUAGGCUGAAGUUUAAAAGAGAAACACUUAAAAAUAUGCUUAUGGAAAAGUUACAGAUUCUCAACACACUUAAAAUAGAGGGCGAAAAAAUACUCAAAGAGACUCUACUGAAAGUUUCAAAAGUUUCAACAUCUGAUGACACUACUAUGUCAGGUGAUGACGUGAAAAAAUACUUACUUGAAACAUGGAAGAUAAGAGAUUUGGAGGAAAAUGAAGUCCGCAAAAUUCAAGAUGAAAUCAAAUUUACGCAGAAUCUUACAAAAGAUGUUGUUUUGGAACUCAAACAAUGGCAAACGUAUUCUGAUGUGACGAAGAAAUCAAAUGAAGUACGUAUCCAAAUGUUAGAAACAGAGUAUACUAAUAUGAAGCAACGUUUCGAAUCGAUGGUAGAAUAUUUGACUGAAGAGAAAAAUCGUAAUUACUUGAAUGUUAAAACAAAUAUUGAGUGUUCUUCGGAGCAUAUUAGGAACUCGGUAAUUGAAAAUGCUAUCGAAACAUUAAAUAAAUUAUUUUCUCAACAAAUGCUCCAAAACAAAUGGUUGAAAAUUGAAAAACAAUCACUUGAUGAAAAGAUGGAACGCAUCAUGAAUGAAAUUGAGAACCUCCAGAGAGAAAACAUCGCUGCUGAAGAAGACAUUUUCCGUGUUAAUUUAACACAUAUGUUGAUACCUUUAUCUUUCUGCGACAUUCAGGUUACUGAUGCAGAUGAUUUACAUAAAAGUACUAUCCUCGACCUAAAACUAGAACAGGAUGUGUUUGGUAUUAAAAGACAUACAGCCUUGGAAAACUUUGAAAAUAAAUCCUACCAAAAUAGAAAACAACUAAAUACUAUAAGCAAAAAAAUACUUUCUUCUAUCUGUAAUCCUGAUCUAAAGAUUCUUCAUAGAUUAAACGAAGAUGAGACGUCAAGUCAAACUGAUGAAUCAGAAAACUUUGCAGCCUUUGGACCACUUGGGAAAAAAGCUUGCUUCCUCCAAGGUCUUUCCGCUAAGAUCGAUCAACAGAGUAACUCAUAUUCAGCUGAGCUUCAAGCCCAACUCAAGUUUAACCCAGAACUCAGCAACUGGCCUGUGAAUAGAGACAUGUUUUUUAAAUAUCUAUCAGAUCACAAAUGA